GCCACUUGUGCUCCGUUCCUUCAGGCUGACAUCACUACAUCGCAUCCCAAAGCCCUUCAGAGACGACGACUACGGUAACAGUUCCAAUCGACUCCACAGCACUGAGUGCCCUCGACGAACUGGCGUGUUUUCAAUGUGGUUCUGGUUGCAAGAACCCUUGUACUAAAUUGGAGAGCCCCGGUAUGAACCGGGGCCCCCGUAUAAAUGAAGCACAGCUUAUACUUUUGGCCGAAAAGGCCGCCAGCGAUUACUCAUUAUGCGGCUAUUUACGCAAGCGAUGUUCAGAUAGUGAUAGGUGGCAGCAAAGAUGGUUCGUUUUGUACCAAAAUUACUUGUUUUAUUACGAAACUGAAUCCAUCGACAAGCCAAGUGGAGUCUUGUUUUUGGAAGGAUGCUACUGCGACAGAUUAGCAUUUGCGGCUAGCAAAAUGAAGAGCAAAGACUAUGCGGAUAAGCAGUACUGUUUCGUAAUAUCCUAUAAGCAUCGCAAUAUGAGACAGUACGAGUUGAAGGCCGACAAUGAUUUGGAAUGCAACAGCUGGAUCGAAGCAAUCCGUGAGGCAAGUUACAACAAGAUUGUUCUAUUGAAAGAGGAGCUCGAACAGAAACACGCGCACUUACUUCGAAUUGUUGAAGCGGAGAAAACGAUCAAAUGGGAAUAUACAAAACAGCUAGAAGAUAUGAACGUGGAAAUAAUGAAACUCCGGAACGAGGUACAAUAUAGAAAAGCGACUCGUUUUAUAAAAAUAAAAAUACACACAUAUUGGGAGAUAAACACAACUACAGGUCAAUAUUUGCAGCUCUACUUGAUGAAACGAAAUUGGAGACCCGUGGGGUCAACGUCGAAUGCGCCCUGCACUUUUUGUCCUGUGCCGGAAGAAAGCGCGGAAAUUAAAAAGAUCAAAAAAGUGCAGAGCUUCUUCCGGGGUUGGCUCUGCCGUCGGAGAUGGAAACAAAUUGUGGAGCAGUACAUAAAGAGUCCGCACGCCGAGAAUAUGAGGAAACGAAAUAAUCUAGUUUUUAAGAUGGUAGAAGCCGAGGAAGAAUAUACUAAGCACCUGCAGGUGUUAGUAAGCUGUUUCUUUCGUCCCAUGAAAAUGGCAGCCUCUUCUAAGAAACCACCUUGCACUCAUGAAGAUAUCAAUUCGAUAUUCCUCAACUCGGAGACAGUGCUUUUCCUGCAUCAAAUCUUCUUGAAGGGCCUAAUGUCAAGAUUAGAGCACUGGCCGACUCUCGUCUUAGGUGACCUAUUCUCCAUCCUGCUCCCGAUGCUGGGCAUCUACCAAGAAUACGUCAGGAACCAUCACUUUGCGCUACAAGUACUCACCGAGUGCAAGCAGACACCUGCAUUCGCGCAACUUGUGAAACGGUUAGAAAGCAAAACCGUCUGCCAAGGAAGAACUCUUGAGCAGUUUUUAACAUAUCCUAUGCAUCAGGUCCCGAGAUACAUAAUAACAUUACACGAACUAUUGGCUCACACGCCGCAUGAUCAUGUGGAGAGAAACUCCCUUUUGAACGCGCGCCAACGCUUGGAAGAUCUAUCUCGUCAAAUGCACGAAGAAAUUUCUGAAACCGAGAACUUACGGAAAAACCUCUCUAUCGAAAGGAUGAUUGUAGAAGGUUGUGACAUACUGCUUGACGCCAACCAAAUCUUCGUGCGACAAGGUACUUUGCUACAUUUAGCAAAUGAACGGAGCACUCGUUCUAAGUACACGUACUUCAAUGACAAAGAUGCAGUCCGUCAAUGUUUCUUAUUCAGCAACCAUCUAAUAAUGACGAUGCGGACAUCUAAUGGUAAUCUCCACUUGGUCAAAAACAUUGGAAAGACUUGCUUGGCUAAUGUUACUUUGAUUGAGGAUCCGCCGGAAAGGUUUGGAGCAUCGAAGGGAAAACAUAAGUCUAGGAAGUCGUGCAACAUACCGGAGGCAUGCGGAAGUCGCACAUACAAUACGGUGAUUGCUGCCGCAGCUUCCGCUGCUAAAACUGUCACCGUUGUUGUGAGUAAAGGAGCUGCAGUUGCUGUGAAUGCAGCUAUCGAUCCGGACCACACGACAUUUGAUUCUUUGUGCGAUUCAACAUCCGACGAUUUUUCCAUCAAAAUCGAUCAGCAUCAUCAUCAGCUGCAACCCAGCUUUGACGCAUCUCCUGGACGCAAGCUGGAUUUUAAGCUGAUCGUCGAACUGAACGAGGAUAACAAACUCGUGCAGUAUUGUAUACAUUUAAUGGCGACAACCACCCAAGAAAAGGCUGCUUGGAUAUCGGACUUGAGCCAAUGCUUGGCCAACGUUCAAGAAAAUAAAGUGGUGAAGCAGACCGAGGUGGAAGCAUCGUCGACCACCGUCGUCUUACCACAGAUGGUUAAAUUCGAUCAGACGUUAUUCAAAGAUGAGCCGGAUAUCCGAUUCAGCCAUACUCGAAGCUCGGCACGAGUACCUGAUAUCCGCUAUGCAACACCUGAGCGACUACUGCUACGAUUGACCGAUCUACGAUAUCUAUCGAUAGAUUUCAUGAACACGUUCCUUUUGACUUAUCGCGUAUUUUGCACUGGAAACGAUGUUCUGGAGGCACUGCAGAAACUUUUCCGCAGCAUUGAUUUGGCCGAUCCGCUCGGUUCUGUGGUUUCCUUGGAAGAAGAAAUUAAAAAAGUUGAAGUUCCGGAAGUCACGGAACCAACUACCAAAACGUUAACCACCGAGGUGGGUACACAGCGCAGAAUAAGUAUCGCCAGCUCAGUUUCUGGCUACUGCUCUGAUAGGUCGCAUAGCUACGACUCCCAAGGGCAAAAACACUGGAAAUGCAAUUUACAGAAAUAUGACGAAGAACCCGCCAUUCUUACGAGUCCUAAUGGAGCUGAAACGCCUACAUUAAUUCAAAGUCCGAGCGUGCAUUCAAUUGAAACAGUCGUUCCUAAUUUGACUCGUAUAUCAAUCACUGUGCAAGAUGAAUCAUCUUUUUUGACUAUUCCUAAACCAACCGGCUCCAGCAGUAGCAGCGAUAGUCUUACAGAUAUAACGGUAAUAAGUGCGCCUCGAUCUCCGAGCGCUAUAAGUACGAAGACUCUAACAGAUACUUCGCCUAGUGAAAGCAAAGACGUCAGGGUGGUAGUCGAUGUGCAUCAGCCAUGUAUACCUUCAACAUCAUCAACCAUAGUGAAUGUGCAUCAGCCUUGUACACCUUCAACAUCAUCAACCAAAGUCAAUGCGCAUCAACCUUGUACACCUUCAACAUCAUCAACCAUGGGAGAGGUAAUUCCUCCGAAAAGACCAAAACCACCACCGCCAAAAAAGACUACUGAGAUUAGGUUAGAGGGAAUGACGCCGCAAGUACGAAUUUGCAAUGAAAUUGAUGAGGUCAAAGAGUCCUCUUUCAACACUGCAACCACUCAUCAGCUGGCAAGAACAUUCAGAGGAAGAACGAGCUCCGUAUGCACAGCAUUGGCUCUGCAGCAUUAUUAUGGAUUGAAAAAAUCUAUGGAAGAAUCACAGUCCUCUGAUCAAUCCAUAUAUAAAAACAAACAAGUCACUAAAGUUGGAGUAUCGGUGACAUCCGUACGCGAGGAACAAGGACGAAGCGGUAACAAGAAAGCAGCAUCCGCUUACGCAAUGGCAACAUCUGCGUCUAGCAACCCUAAAGACGUUUCACCGAAAUCAGAAGAAGAAUUGCAAGAAAAGCUACGCAAAAAAUAUCAGUACAUAUCGACUGCAUGCACGAAAAGAGUUCUAACAGUAUUACGACACUGGAUCUCUAAGCAACGAAACGAUUUUACGACCAACGAAGAAUUGUAUAAUAAUGCGAUUGAGUUUUUGGAGGAUAUCAUCGCCAGUCCAAAUAUAUUGGCAGCGGAGCACCAAUCCGCUGAGCAAAUUUUAUCCUUACUGACUGAAAAAAGCACCGACGACUCGAACCUAAAAGAGAUACAAAAACUGAUCAACCAGCCGUCAUCUCUAAAUACUUCUGAUUCAACUAUGAUCUACUGUCCGAUGAAGCAGAAUCUAUCUCACAUUCUGCCUGGCUGUCUUGGAAAGAAAGCAUUUACCUUCAAAACACCCACAAAUGCUCCAUCAGGUCUCAGUAUCGACAAUUUCUCGGCUUUAGAAAUUGCCGAGCAGCUUACCUUAAUAGACCAUCAGAUCUUCGUUGGAAUUACAAAUGACGAAUUCCUUUGCCAGGCGUGGAUGAAGAAGGAUAAGGACACAAGAGCUCCGCACAUCAUAUUAAUGACAAAACGGUUCAAUGAUGUUUCACGUUUGGUCAUAUCGGAUAUCGUUAGACGGCAGAAUUUGACCAGCCGCGUUGCAGCUUUAGAGAAAUGGGUAACUAUUGCAGACAUCGAACGCUGCCUACAGAACUUCAACGGAGUCCUGCAGAUCUGCGCCGCAUUAAACAACAGCGCUAUCUUCAGAUUGAAGAAGACUUGGGAGAAGAUUUCCAGAUCGACUAAAACCACUUUGGAUAAACUGCAAUCCAUCGUCUCUUCCGACGGACGCUUCCGUUUGCUGAGAGACUAUCUGCAGAAGUGCGAUCCGCCAUGUAUCCCGUACUUGGGAAUUUACUUAACCGAUCUCUCGUUCAUCGAAGAAGGUACCCCGACCUACACCAACGAAGGUUUAUUAAACUUCUCCAAAAUGAGAAUGGUUGCUAACAUCAUCAGAGAAGUUUCCCAUCUGCAGCAAACGCGAUACAGGAUUCAGAGUUCGCAGAAGGCUAUCGGUUUCAUAACCGAUACGGCUCAGUUACUCGACGACGAUCAGCUAUUCGGACUUUCCUUGGAGCUCGAACCUAGAGCACCGCGAGAAUAAAUAUUGCAGUAUUUUGAUGAUCGGGCAUCUAUACUAUAUAUGCCACAUAUUUAUAUAAA
Nicrophorus vespilloides is the source of this 4858-nucleotide messenger RNA. Its product is annotated as ras-specific guanine nucleotide-releasing factor 2-like. The coding region runs from base 183 to 4799 and encodes 1538 amino acids. Gene Ontology annotation, cellular component: plasma membrane. Gene Ontology annotation, molecular function: guanyl-nucleotide exchange factor activity; protein binding. The transcript is spliced from 19 exons. Gene Ontology annotation, biological process: positive regulation of GTPase activity; Ras protein signal transduction. The record is from RefSeq and is a predicted model, not a curated record. Lineage: Eukaryota; Metazoa; Arthropoda; Insecta; Coleoptera; Silphidae.